Molecule: messenger RNA, 691 nt
Organism: Jatropha curcas
Lineage: Eukaryota; Viridiplantae; Streptophyta; Magnoliopsida; Malpighiales; Euphorbiaceae
Product: histone H2B
Cellular component (GO): nucleosome
Molecular function (GO): protein heterodimerization activity; structural constituent of chromatin; DNA binding
Source: RefSeq, a predicted model, not a curated record
AAUUUAUCUCCUCAUCGCUUCGUGUUGAAAGAAGAAGAAAAGAAAUCAAAACCCCAAAAUUCGCACGCUUUCCAAUGGCGCCAAAGGCAGAGAAGAAGCCAGCCGAGAAGAAACCGGCAGGGGAAAAACCAGCAGAAGAGAAGAAAACGGUAGCAGAGAAGGCUCCGGCAGAGAAAAAGCCAAAAGCCGGCAAGAAACUACCAAAAGAAGGCGGAUCAGCGGCAGUAGACAAGAAGAAGAAGCGAACUAAGAAGAGUACAGAAACAUACAAGAUCUACAUCUUCAAGGUCUUGAAGCAAGUUCAUCCUGAUAUCGGGAUCUCAAGCAAAGCCAUGGGAAUCAUGAAUUCGUUUAUCAACGAUAUAUUCGAGAAGCUUGCACAGGAAUCUUCCAGACUUGCAAGGUAUAAUAAGAAACCUACUAUUACUUCUAGGGAGAUCCAGACUGCUGUGAAAUUAGUUCUUCCUGGAGAAUUGGCCAAGCAUGCUGUAUCUGAGGGUACUAAGGCUGUGACUAAGUUUACUAGUUCUUAGACAAGAAGUAUGAUUUUAGUUUUAGCUUUUGUUACAACAAAAAAAUGGUGAAAAUAGGAUACUUUUUCUUGUUUCACAGUAACUGUUGCUGCUUUGCUUUUGGUUGUGAUUAUGUAAGUAUUCAAAAUUGAUGUGAUAUGAAUUCUGAUUUUCGAUCU